AUAGUUAAAGAAUUGUUGGUAAAAGUAUCUACCAAAAGUGAUGUUUAUAAUGCUGAUGCUGAUUGGUGCUCUGAAGAUAUGUUACCAAAAGGCACUAAAUGUAGAGCUGAAGGCAUGAAAGCUAUGGCAAGAUGGCUUAUUGGCUUAAAAAAUGAUAAAGUAUCUGCUCAAAAAACUUUUAGAAUGUUUAAUGCUUUUUUGUCACAAAAAGGUGACCUUACACAAUCUGGAAUUUUAUCAAAAUCCGAAUUAGCCUGGUUACGAUUACAAGCUGGUUGUUCAAUGUUGAAAAUUUGUGAACAAAAAGGUGUUGGAGAUCAAUAUACAGCUGAACAAUUUUUUUUGCUUUCAAGACUUAUGAUGGAUGAAGUUUUACAAGUACGAGAAAUUUUUGCUGCAAAACUCCAUAAAGGUUUAGGCAGAGGUUUACCAUUCAAAUGUCUACCAUUAGAUUUUAUGGGAAUGUAUGCUUUAGCUGGACUCGAAGCUGAUGAACGAUUAAGGGGUAAAAUUUAUGACUAUGUAUUGAAAGAUAUUAAUAGAAGACGAGAAUAUGCCCGAAAUUUGACCCAAGGAUCUGCUACUUGUUCAAUUGAAAAAGCUAUGGCACAAUUACCUCAUAUUUUGCCUGAUUAUAUGUUAUUAUUUGCUAUUUCAAUUUUAACACACUCUCCUGUGUAUAAAGAUAAUAGAGAUGAGGAAAGUCUGACAUUAAUGCAACAAUGCUUAUGGUUUAUACUUGAACCACUUAUCACUAAAAAUGACUCUUAUAAUUUUGGUUUUUACAAAGAGAUGUUGGAAAGAGUUAAGAAUUAUGUUGAUGCUGUAGAACCAACUAAUGAAACAGUCAAUGCGAAAAUGUGGGCUCUUUGUGAUUUAGCAAUGAGUGUAUUAGUAGUGCAUACUAGUACUUUUGAAACCUCUCCAUUUUCCGAAAUAAGAAUAUCAGCUAUGUUCUUUAAGAGGCAUGACGAUCCCAUGUUUGUAAAUGUAAAAGUGUACUUGCCAGAAAAAUUCCAAAUUAAGCAAGUAAAUAACAAUGGAAAGAAAACAGGACUCUCAGCUGCCUUAAGAACUACAAAAACUAGAGCUCAAAAACAUAAUAUUCCAACUAAUCGACUUAAUGAAUCUAAAGUAAAUAAUGAUGUACCAGAUUCCACUACGUUGGAUAUGUCUGUUGAAAGAGAAGAAGAAGAAGAAGUUAUUGAACCCAAACGUAGAAGAACAACACGUAACAAUAAUUUUAGUUGAACUUUAUUAAGUAUUGACUUAAAUGUAAUUUAAAAUUGUUAUAUACUAAAAAUUGUUAAUAAUUAUUUAUUUUGUUAAUAUUUUCUAUAUAAUUUUUUAAAAUUUUGAACUCUUAAUAUCAUUUUCGUGUAACUAUUUUUAAGUGACAUUUUGGUAUCAGUCUUGUCCACAAAACAUAAAUAAAUGUAUAAGACUUUUCUUCUCUAUUAAAAUAUAUCCUGAACUGUAUUCCACUAUGCUU
Molecule: messenger RNA, 1492 nt
Organism: Sipha flava (yellow sugarcane aphid)
Lineage: Eukaryota; Metazoa; Arthropoda; Insecta; Hemiptera; Aphididae
Product: sister chromatid cohesion protein PDS5 homolog B-B-like
Exons: 8
Source: RefSeq, a predicted model, not a curated record